Messenger RNA from Mus musculus (house mouse), 2569 nucleotides. RefSeq names its product RNA binding protein gene with multiple splicing (gene Rbpms). Lineage: Eukaryota; Metazoa; Chordata; Mammalia; Rodentia; Muridae. The transcript is spliced from 9 exons. Gene Ontology annotation, biological process: SMAD protein signal transduction; response to oxidative stress; positive regulation of DNA-templated transcription. The coding region runs from base 323 to 916 and encodes 197 amino acids. Gene Ontology annotation, cellular component: nucleoplasm; cytosol; nucleus. The record is from RefSeq and is marked validated. Gene Ontology annotation, molecular function: mRNA CDS binding; pre-mRNA intronic binding; transcription coactivator activity.
GGGAGGGGAGGAGGGAGGAAGGCGAGAGAAAGCGCGCUGCGUGCGGCCCCGCUGCCCAGAGCCUGCCAGCAGCGCGUCCUCGGCGGCUCCGGUCCCAACCGCGCCCGCCGCCUCGCCUCCUCGGUCUCGGCCGCGUCCCGACUCCGGGGCUCGCCCGGCCUCUCGGAGGUCCCCGCCCGCCGGUCCGUCUCGGCUCUCCGCUGCGCCGCCCGGCUCCAGCCCCGCAGCCCGCCCCGGGGGAAGGUAGCAGCGGGCGAGCGCGCCCUCGCCCUCGCCUCCAACCCCGCGCCCCAGUCCCGCGCGGCGACGAAGGACCGGGAAGAUGAACGGCGGCGGCAAAGCCGAGAAGGAGAACACCCCGAGCGAGGCCAACCUUCAGGAGGAGGAGGUCCGGACCCUAUUUGUCAGCGGUCUGCCUCUGGACAUCAAGCCCCGAGAGCUGUACCUGCUCUUCAGACCAUUCAAGGGCUAUGAAGGUUCUCUCAUAAAGCUCACAUCUAAACAGCCCGUAGGCUUUGUCAGUUUUGACAGUCGCUCAGAAGCAGAGGCCGCAAAGAACGCUUUGAACGGCAUCCGCUUCGAUCCUGAAAUCCCGCAAACGCUACGACUAGAGUUUGCUAAGGCAAACACGAAGAUGGCCAAGAACAAACUCGUAGGGACUCCAAACCCCAGUACUCCUCUGCCCAACACUGUACCUCAGUUCAUUGCCAGGGAGCCAUAUGAGCUCACAGUACCUGCACUUUACCCCAGUAGCCCUGAAGUUUGGGCCCCGUACCCUCUGUACCCAGCGGAGUUAGCGCCUGCUCUUCCUCCUCCUGCCGCUUUCACCUACCCCGCUUCACUGCAUGCCCAGAUGCGCUGGAUCCCUCCCUCCGAGGCCACUUCCCAGGGCUGGAAGUCCCGGCAGUUCUGCUGAGGCUGUGUCUCGGGUGUGUGAUGGCGGCUGCAAUCUGUCUUGUGGGUAUUAAUGCGGUCUUCACUGGUGGCGACUGUCAUCCAGCUGUUCUGCAAAACUGGAGCUUGCUGGCUUGAAAACACCCUGCCCCGUUUUGACCCCUUCAAGACUUCACAACAGCCUCUAUCACACAUCUGUUUUCCUCAAAGAAAAAAAUAUAUAUAAUAAAAUGUGUUUUGCUCUUUUACACUGUAUAAUUUUAAGAAAUGUGUUAUUUGUGAAUGCAUGGUCUGACAUUUCUGUACAGUUUGAAGACAUAGAACAAAGACAGCAACAGUAAAGCCAAGAUCGUUAGUAUUUUUAUAAAGACAUUUUAAGAAUGGACAGAUGGAUUCUUACACUAGGUUAUAUCACGACUUUUCGCUUGAGUUUUGAAUGCUUUUAAUGGUGUUUAUCUUAUUUUUCUUCUGAAAUAAGAUGCAUGUUUGAAGCAUAUCUCUAGCAUCAAAAUUUUCCACAAUUGUGUUGUAAAUGUGUGGACUCCCUCUGCCUGGCCCAGUGUCAGGCCCUGUUAUUAGUAACGCGGUGUAGAAAUGAGCUUCUGCAGUACUAGCUCUGUAAUCCUGGCUCCCAGGGAUCUCUCUGCAAGACAAUCAGUGCCCCCAAGAGCAUUUGCCAUUGUAGUAUAUUCACCACUGGGCAAAGACUACUUAGGUAAUGUCUCUGAAACCCAUGGCCACUCCAGCUGAGACUAUACCAACUGUGCCCAGGGACAUAGUGACAUUCUAUACUUAGCAUUUAUGAUAGCACCCUCAGAGUGUGUAACCUAAUAUAUAUCACCCACCUUCCAUAAACUGUCUCCAUUUCCCCAGUGGAACCUUAUAUUUAAGGGGAGGGACCUUAGUUUGGAGGUAACCAUUGCCUCAAGAGGAGCAGGCCCUGCCCACUCAGCCUGCAGUGGACAUCACAUCUCUCUCAAGUGAUUCAGCAAAGCAUUGGCCUACCUGAGUAGCUAGCUGGUCUGGCAGCCAUGUCAGAUAGACCGCCCAUCAUGUUCUCUGGACGUGCUCAUCUUGAGACUACCUACUACAUUGCACAGGGCAGGGAAUGAAACAGUGGCCCUCUGCAAUGAAUACCCUUGCUUCAAGACUUCAAGGCCCAAAGUUAGUCUUGUGUUAUGUGCAACACAUUUCCAGAGGCUGUGACAGCACAGCCUCUCCUGCUCCUCAAAAAAGAGCUAUGUAUUAUUAUGUUGACCUCAGAAUUCCCAGCUGCUGUUACUAGACAUAAUCACAAUCUUUGUAUCUUUGUUUUUGAUCUGCUUGUGUUGUGUUGAAAAGGGUCAUAUUUUAAUGAUUUUUGUCAGUGGUUUGGGAGGGUUAUUUCAUUAUUUUUCAUGAGAAGUAAUGUCAAGUUUUUAAAGGUUUAAAAAAAGAAACACCAAGGCCUGGAAUAUGGGCCUUUUCACUGUAAACUAGAGGACGGGGGCAGGCAGCACUGGGAACUUAGACAUCCAAGCUGGUGUUCAGGGACUGCUCAUGGCCCCAGCCCCCGUGCCACUUGACUGUGAGACUCCUACUUGCUUUAUCAUCAAUUAUGCUUUUAUAAAUUGUGUAAAGGUACUUUUGUAUUGUCAUUUUUUAAAAAAAAUAAUAAAAGUUUAUUCCAGCCAUU